UAUCCCCCUCCUCAUCUUCUGCUCCCCCUCCGGCCGACCUCGCGCGCGAGGAGAGAGCCCCAGCACGAGCAUGGCCGGAGCAGCAGCAGCCGCCGCCGUGGCGUCCGGGAUCUCGGCCCGGCCGGCCGCGCCGAGGAGGGCCCCGGCCGGGCGCCGCGCCCGGCUGCCGGUGGUGCGGGCCGCGAUAUCCGUCGAGAAGGGCGAGAAGGCGUACACGGUGCAGAAGUCCGAGGAGAUCUUCAACGCCGCCAAGGAGUUGAUGCCCGGAGGUGUUAAUUCGCCAGUCCGUGCCUUCAAAUCUGUUGGUGGGCAACCUAUAGUUUUUGACUCUGUAAAGGGUUCUCGUAUGUGGGAUGUGGAUGGGAAUGAAUAUAUUGAUUAUGUUGGUUCCUGGGGUCCUGCAAUCAUCGGUCAUGCAGAUGAUAAGGUGAAUGCUGCAUUGAUUGAAACUCUGAAGAAAGGAACUAGCUUUGGUGCUCCAUGUGUGCUGGAGAAUGUAUUGGCUGAGAUGGUCAUAUCUGCUGUACCAAGUAUCGAAAUGGUCCGCUUUGUCAAUUCAGGGACAGAAGCUUGCAUGGGAGCACUCCGCCUUGUACGUGCGUACACUGGGCGGGAGAAGAUUAUCAAGUUUGAGGGCUGCUACCAUGGCCAUGCUGACUCCUUCCUUGUCAAAGCUGGCAGUGGUGUUGCUACCCUUGGUCUCCCAGACUCCCCUGGAGUCCCCAAGGGAGCCACCUACGAGACUCUAACCGCGCCAUACAAUGAUGCUGAGGCGGUGAAGAAAUUGUUCGAGGACAACAAAGGGGAGAUUGCUGCCGUCUUCCUUGAGCCAGUUGUUGGCAAUGCUGGCUUCAUUCCGCCACAGCCUGGUUUCCUCAAUGCCCUCCGCGACUUGACCAAACAGAAUGGUUCACUCCUGGUCUUUGAUGAAGUGAUGACUGGUUUCCGUUUGGCUUAUGGUGGGGCUCAAGAGUACUUUGGGAUCACCCCUGACGUGACAACCAUGGGUAAGAUUAUCGGUGGAGGCCUCCCUGUUGGUGCUUAUGGUGGGAGGAGGGACAUCAUGGAGAUGGUUGCCCCAGCAGGGCCAAUGUACCAGGCAGGAACUCUCAGUGGAAACCCACUUGCCAUGACUGCUGGAAUUCACACGCUCAAGCGUCUGACAGAGCCCGGCACUUACGAAUACUUGGACAAGAUCACUGGUGACCUCGUCCGUGGGAUUCUGGAUGCUGGUGCCAAAACAGGGCAUGAAAUGUGUGGAGGACACAUUAGAGGAAUGUUUGGCGUCUUCUUCACCGGCGGGCCAGUUCACAACUUUGGGGACGCCAAGAAGAGCGACACAGAGAAGUUCGGGAGGUUCUACCGGGGCAUGCUGGAAGAGGGUGUGUACCUGGCGCCCUCCCAGUUCGAGGCGGGUUUCACCAGCUUGGCGCACACCUCCCAAGAUAUCGAGAAAACCAUCGAGGCUGCUGAGAAGGUUCUGAAACGGAUAUAGGGUUCAGCUCCAGCUGAUUUGCUACUUCAUUGUGAUGUACUCUGAGUUUAUUCACUCCACUGAAGUUUUGUAUUGUGCAGCAGUAGCAGCAGUGCAGCGUCUUAUGUAGUUCCUCUUCUUUCUGAACUUAUAUUAUCGUGUUUUUGCAGUGGUAAUAAAACCGUGGUUGACGAUUACUGGUUUUUA
Messenger RNA from Panicum hallii, 1681 nucleotides. RefSeq names its product glutamate-1-semialdehyde 2,1-aminomutase, chloroplastic. The transcript is spliced from 3 exons. NCBI's taxonomy places the organism in Eukaryota, Viridiplantae, Streptophyta, Magnoliopsida, Poales, Poaceae. The record is from RefSeq and is a predicted model, not a curated record. Gene Ontology annotation, cellular component: chloroplast. The coding region runs from base 71 to 1495 and encodes 474 amino acids. Gene Ontology annotation, biological process: tetrapyrrole biosynthetic process. Gene Ontology annotation, molecular function: pyridoxal phosphate binding; glutamate-1-semialdehyde 2,1-aminomutase activity; transaminase activity.